Molecule: messenger RNA, 4407 nt
Organism: Oreochromis aureus
Lineage: Eukaryota; Metazoa; Chordata; Actinopteri; Cichliformes; Cichlidae
Gene: lrrc4.1
Product: leucine rich repeat containing 4.1
Exons: 1
Coding region: 999-3857 (952 amino acids)
Biological process (GO): modulation of chemical synaptic transmission; postsynaptic density protein 95 clustering; excitatory synapse assembly
Cellular component (GO): plasma membrane; glutamatergic synapse; postsynaptic density membrane
Molecular function (GO): protein binding
Source: RefSeq, a predicted model, not a curated record
ACAUAGAACACUGGAAAGGACUGGAUUUUUUUUUUUUUUUAUCCUUCUCUAAUUGUAAUCCCUUCUACCUCCCUCCCUCCUUUUGUUGUUUCCUGCCUUGGGUUUUAUUGCACAAAACAAAAAACAAUAGUGUGUGUGCAUCUCUGUGGUUGCCUGGACUAUGGAGACCUGGCUAAGGUGUUUAACGGGGGGAUCAACUGUCGGAUUCCAAGGACAAGCAAGAGAAGAGGAGCCGACAGCGAAGAGCGAGCAAGGGAGCACUGCUGCUUUGGGAGCCUGACUGGAUUCCUAGCUACAGUCUUUUCCCCCCUCCUUUUUUUUUCUUGGUAAUCGGCACGUAAAGGAAGAAAAACAUUCACAAAGGGCCUUCGAACCUUUCUCUUUGGAUGUAUGGAUUUACAAAAGGGCUCAUCUUGUUUAAGCUCUUUGGCACUGAUGCCCGUUUUGACAGGGCAAACAUAAAAGGUUUUCUUUGCUGCUCUUGGAUAUAAAUACAUCUGAUGCGAAUACAUCAGCUCUUUCUGAUUGCAAAAAGGAGGGAAGCUAUAUAUCUCAGUUCAAGGACCUGUAAUAAUAACUUGAGGUAGGUGUCUAGUGUUUCAAACCCUCUCUGCAUCAAUUUGUAACACCCUACCCUCCCCUCUGUCUUGUAAUACGGUUUUUGGUUGCUUAAUUUGCCAUCAUGUUCUUCUCAUACACAUAUUUCAGAAAAGCCAGUCUUCUCCACCUUCCCAUUUCUUUCUGCCCCUGAGCACAGUUCAUGGAAAUAAAACCACCCCUUAACUGAGGACAGGUCGAGUCCUCUUGCUCCUUAGCAACCACCUAAACCCUUGCUCUCCCCUUGCCCACAUAAGUUCCCUUAACCUUAUUACUUUGGCCCCAUAAACAAUACUGCUAGCCAACCAGCUGCUUUCCUUGCCCCCACACCCCCAAAUCACCAGCCCCAAACAUCCCCAUCCUCCCCCCCAGAUGAUGCUGAAUUAUGAACGUGCCACAUCAUGAGUCUCCUGGGGCGGGUAGCUGUGCAUCGUGCCAGGAAAGCCGCCCUGCUCUGUGUAGUCUUCCUGAUGGUGCGAGCGUGGAGCAGCGCCUCCCUGGCCUUGGCGGGGGCGGCGGUGUCUCAAGGACCCCAGGGCUGUCCACCGCAGUGUUCUUGUAGUAAUCAGCAGGGGAAAGUGGUUUGCACCCGUCGUGGCCUCACCCGUGUCCCCCCUGGGAUUCCUGCCAACACGCGACACCUCAAUCUAAUGGAAAACGCCAUUGAGGCGGUGCAGGCUGACUCCUUCCGCCAUCUGCACCACCUUGAGGUGCUCCAGCUUGGGCGAAAUGCCAUUCGGCAGAUUGAAGUGGGCGCGUUUAAUGGACUCACCAGCCUCAACACACUGGAGCUGUUUGACAACCGGUUGACGGUGGUGCCCAGUGGGGCCUUUGAAUACCUAUCCAAACUAAGAGAACUGUGGUUGAGGAACAACCCCAUUGAAAGUAUUCCUUCCUAUGCCUUCAACCGGGUACCCUCACUCAUGCGACUGGACCUGGGAGAGUUAAGGAAACUGGAGUACAUCUCAGAAGGAGCUUUUGAGGGCCUACAAAAUCUCAAGUACCUCAACCUGGGAAUGUGCAACAUAAGGGGUGAUAUGCCAAACCUAAGUCCCCUCAAAGGCCUCGAGGAGCUAGAGAUUUCUGAAAAUCUCUUUCCAAUGAUAAAACCAGGCUCUUUCAAAGGUCUGCGCUCAUUGAAAAAGCUAUGGGUGAUGAACUCUCAAAUCACAGUAAUAGAGCGCAAUGCUUUCGAUGACCUAUCUUCACUGGUGGAGCUUAAUCUUGCCCAUAACAAUCUGAGCGCUGUGCCACAUGAUUUGUUCUCCCCGCUCAGGUACCUGGUGGAGCUCCACCUCCACCAUAACCCUUGGAACUGUGGUUGUGAGGCUGUAUGGUUAGCACGCUGGCUAAGGGAGUACAUCCCUACUAAUUCAACUUGCUGUGGACGUUGUCACUCACCUGCGAGUAUGAGAGGUCGACAGCUAGUGGACGUGGACCGAGGUGAGGGUGCUGCAGUCCAGUGUUCUGCACCAUUCAUUGCUGAUGCACCAAGGGACUUGAACAUCUCAGCAGGGCGAGUGGCUGAGCUUCGAUGCCGCACAGCUCCAAUGUCUUCAGUGCGCUGGCUCCUACCCAACGGCACUAUAUUGACACAUGCCUCUAGUCACCCAAGAAUAUCAGUCCUCAAUGAUGGUACCCUUAAUUUCUCAAAUGUCCUUGCAGUAGACACAGGCACCUAUACCUGCAUGGUCUCCAAUGCAGCUGGGAACUCUAAUGCCUCGGCCUACCUCAAUGUGAGUGCAGCUGAGCUUAAUACAUCCAACUUAAGUUACUUUACCACAGUGACCGUGGAGGUCUUGGGGCCAACCACUGAGAUGCCCAAACCUAAAACUACAACAACCACUGCAGCUGCUGCAGGCGCUGGUGUUGCUGGGGGAGGAGUAGGCCUAGGGACAACAACUACAACUGCCUCUCCUUCCGUCUUUCAACCAGUCUUCAUCUCCACCCCAACUGUACUGCUGCAAAACACUGACAGUCCACCAGGGGCAGCUAAACCAUCUGUGUUGCCAGGAAUUCAAUCGACUAACAAGCCAGGCAAGUCUGGGCCUAGCCUUGAUGAAGUGAUGAAGACUACUAAGAUCAUAAUAGGCUGCUUUGUGGCAGUGACACUAUUGGCUGCUGUCAUGCUCAUUGCCUUCUACAAAUUGAGAAAGCGCCACCAGCAGAGGAGCACCGUGGCAGCUGCCCGCACUGUUGAGAUUAUUCAGGUGGAUGAGGAGGACCUUCCACCACCAGCAUCUGCAGCCCAAGAGUCAGCUCUCACAUUGCCUGAAAUCCGAGACCAUAACAGCAUACACAAAUUGGACUUUAUCAGCCACAAGACUGACUACAGCUUUCACAAACCCAAGGCUGAAUACAAACCCCAGCCUGAUUUCACACUUCACAAGCCGAAGGCUGAGUAUACCACUUAUAAGCCAAAUAUGGACUUUAGCAGCCACAAAACCAUCACAGAUUACAACACACACAAAUCUACGCCGGAUUUUAGCCUUCACAGACCAAAGCCUGACUGCAGCCCAUUUAGACCAGAAUAUAGCACCCACAAACCUAAAGCAGAAUACAGCCCAUUCAAGCCAGACUUUGGUACUCAUCCAAAAACUAAAUCAGACUACAGCCCAUUCAAACUAGAUUACAGCACUCAUCCCAGGCAGAAGAGCGACUUCAGUCCAUUCAAACGGGACUAUAGCACUCAGCCGAAACCUAAACAUGACUACAGCCCAUUAAAAUCAGACUACAACACACAACAUAGACCUAAAACUGAAUAUAGUCCAUUCAAGCCUGAUUUUGGUACGCACCCAAGACCUAAACCUGAUUACAGCCCAUUUAAACCUGACUACAGCACUCAGCCUAAAUCCAAAACAGAGUACAGUGCCCAGAGAUCUAAAACAGACAGUACCUACAAAGCUAAGGACCACUACACCCCACAUAAGACUACAACAGAUUACAGCGCCUUCAAGACUGACUUCAGCCCCCAAAAAGUGGAUUACAGCGCCUUCAAGUCUGACUUCAGUCCACAAACUCAGAGACCUAAACUGGAUUAUAGUCCACAUAAACUGGACUACAGCCCUCAUAAGGUGGACUACAGCACUCUAAAGCCCAAAUAUAAUACCUAUAAACCGACUGGCCAUGGGGCUAAAUGGACAGACAACAAUGUUGGGAACUCUUUGCCGCGAACCUUGCCCAGUGCCAUCACAGCAAUGGCUGAGCCCUAUGUCGUAAAAACUCACAACAAGGAGAAGGUACAGGAGACUCAGAUUUAAAAAGGCCCCUCCAAAAGGCUCUCACCCCUUUUCCCAGUCUCCUAGCUCCCACUCACCCCUCUUUCACACGCCCCUUGUCCUUUCCUCAUUUAAAAUCAUGCAAUAGAAUGCACAACGAAAAAAGGACAGGAUAUACUUUUGUACAGAGUGCAAAAUUUAAAAGACUGAUGAUUUCUUGUUGUACAUGCUUAUAAAUAAAUAUAUAUAUAUGGACGAACUAAAAUUACCAUGGGUUGGUGAUAGAGAAACGUAUAUUAAAAAGAAAUUGAAACUAUUUUCUAACUUGUAACUUCUAUUUAAAAUAAUGAGUUGUUUAAGAUGCUGUCUUGACUUUGAAAAAUGAGGGUAGUCUUGUUUUAACAGAGGGCAUUCUGUGUGAUUUUUACACCAUGCUACAGAGAAUGCAGUGAUAAGAAAAAAGAAUAUUUAUACAGAGAAGACUUUCUUUAACAAAAUCCGGGGAAAAAAAAAAAAAGGUCAGUGUUGAUCUUUACAGGUUUAUCUUGUAAAAGCACCAAGAAUUUGUACUGUGCCAAAUGUUAUAAAUGCA